AUGAUGACGCUGACACAGCCGGACCUGUCGCUGUGCGGUGUCAAGGCCGGCGGGGUGGUGGACGGCCUCCCAAACGGGGGCAGGGCCUACGUCACCGGCCGCUCCGGCUCCAACCGAGCGAAAGUCCUUACCUCCGACAAUGACAUCUAUGGUUUUCCGGCCACGUCACACACCUUCCAUUACAAAACUGAAGUUCUCAGUUCGGUUCGAGUCACCCAUACUGAGAAAAAUAGCGUAACAGGAUACUAUGUUGUGGUCCCUGAUUUCUUCCGUGGUGAUCCUUACAAUGACAGUAGAAUUCUUUCAGAAUGGCUCAAGUCUCACUCCCCGGUCACAGCUGCUCAAGAUGCCAAGCCACUCUUUAGCUUCUUUGAGGAAGGAUAGAAAUCCAUCCGGGUUGGUGGUUAUUGCUGGGGUAGAAAAUUUGCUGCAGAGAUGGCAAAAACUGAAGAUAUAGAAGCCGUUGUCCUUUCUCACCCUUCAUUAAUGACAGUUGAUCAUAUGAAAGCGAUCAAAUGUCCAAUUGAGAUCCUUGGAGCUCAGAAUGACACGAUCACACCACCGGAGCUAGUGCAUCAGCUUGACCAAACCUUGAGUGAAAGGAUGGUGAUUCCAUACUUUGUCAAGAUAUUGCCAGGAGUUGCCCAUGGAUUUGCUUGCAGAUAUAAUACCACCGACCCAUCCGCUGUCAAAAGCGCUGAACAAGCUCUUGCUUGCAUGCUCGACUGGUUCCACAAAUACUUGAAGUGA
Molecule: messenger RNA, 750 nt
Organism: Panicum hallii
Lineage: Eukaryota; Viridiplantae; Streptophyta; Magnoliopsida; Poales; Poaceae
Product: endo-1,3;1,4-beta-D-glucanase-like
Molecular function (GO): hydrolase activity
Source: RefSeq, a predicted model, not a curated record